Molecule: messenger RNA, 2055 nt
Organism: Lontra canadensis (Northern American river otter)
Lineage: Eukaryota; Metazoa; Chordata; Mammalia; Carnivora; Mustelidae
Gene: PPIL4
Product: peptidylprolyl isomerase like 4
Exons: 13
Coding region: 49-1527 (492 amino acids)
Biological process (GO): protein peptidyl-prolyl isomerization
Cellular component (GO): nucleus
Molecular function (GO): RNA binding; peptidyl-prolyl cis-trans isomerase activity
Source: RefSeq, a predicted model, not a curated record
GCUGCGCCUGUCACACCCGCGGCUUGUUGCGGAGAAGGAGCGGGCGCCAUGGCGGUUUUGCUGGAGACAACUUUAGGCGACGUCGUCAUCGAUCUGUACACUGAGGAGCGGCCGCGCGCCUGCUUGAAUUUCCUGAAGUUGUGCAAAAUAAAGUAUUAUAAUUAUUGUCUUAUUCAUAAUGUACAGAGGGAUUUUAUCAUACAAACUGGUGAUCCUACAGGGACUGGUCGUGGAGGAGAGUCUAUUUUUGGUCAACUGUAUGGUGAUCAAGCAAGCUUUUUCGAGGCUGAAAAAGUGCCAAGAAUUAAGCACAAGAAGAAAGGCACUGUGUCCAUGGUGAACAAUGGCAGUGAUCAACAUGGAUCUCAGUUUCUUAUUACUACAGGAGAUAAUCUAGAUUACCUUGAUGGUGUUCAUACAGUGUUUGGUGAGGUGACAGAAGGCAUGGACAUAAUUAAGAAAAUUAAUGAGACCUUUGUUGACAAGGACUUUGUACCAUAUCAAGAUAUCAGGAUAAAUCAUACAGUGAUUUUAGACGAUCCAUUUGAUGACCCUCCUGAUUUAUUAAUUCCUGAUCGAUCACCAGAACCUACGAGGGAACAGCUAGAUAGUGGUCGAAUAGGAGCAGAUGAAGAAAUUGAUGAUUUCAAAGGAAGAACAGCUGAAGAAGUGGAAGAAAUAAAGGCAGAAAAAGAGGCCAAAACUCAAGCUAUUCUAUUAGAAAUGGUGGGAGACCUACCUGAUGCAGAUAUUAAACCUCCAGAAAAUGUGCUGUUUGUGUGUAAACUGAAUCCGGUGACCACUGAUGAAGAUCUGGAGAUAAUAUUCUCAAGAUUUGGACCAAUAAGAAGUUGUGAAGUUAUUCGGGAUUGGAAGACAGGAGAAUCCCUCUGUUAUGCUUUUAUUGAAUUUGAAAAGGAAGAAGAUUGUGAGAAAGCGUUCUUCAAAAUGGACAAUGUUCUUAUAGAUGACAGAAGAAUACAUGUGGAUUUUAGCCAGUCUGUUGCAAAGGUUAAAUGGAAAGGAAAAGGUGGGAAAUAUACCAAGAGUGAUUUCAAGGAGUAUGAAAAAGAACAGGAUAAACCGUCUAAUUUAGUUUUGAAAGAUAAAGUAAAGCCCAAGCAGGAUGCAAAAUAUGAUCUUGUGCUAGAUGAGCAAGCAGAAGAUUCAAAAUCAAGUCAUUCACACACAAGUAAAAAACACAAGAAGAAAACUCGUCACUGCUCUGAAGAAAAAGAAGAUGAGGACUACAUGCCAAUCAGAAAUACCAACCAGGAUAUCUACAGGGAGAUGGGGUUUGGUCACUAUGAAGAAGAAGAAAGCUGUUGGGAGAAACAAAAGAGUGAAAAGAGAGACCGACCUCAAAACCGAAGUCGUAGCCGAUCUCGAGAAAGGGACGGCCACUACAGUAAUAGUCACAAAUCCAAAUACCAGACCGACCCCUAUGAAAGAGAACGGAGUAAAAAGAGAGACCGAAGUAGGAGUCCCAAGAAAUCCAAAGAUAAAGAAAAAUCUAAGUACAGAUGAAAAAUGAAGAAUCAGACAUGAGUGGCUAAUGUAUUUACUGUUGUCUAAUGUAGAGCCUCAGAUAUUCAGAUUUUGUGUCAAAGCCCUUAAAGACUCUGCUCAUUAUUUUUUUUUCAUCCUAGGGUUAUGGCCCUUUUCAAUUGAUACUGAUUGUAUAGGGCACAGAAAGACUAUAAAGAACUGAACAUUUUUUGGGGUAUACUUUUUUACAGUAAUUUUAUUGUUAUUCAUAAACAGUAGUCUUCAUUUUUAAAGUCUUUCACAUUUCCCACUCUUCUUUUUUUAAAUGAAGUAUUUCAUACUUAAAAAUUCACAGACAUGUAUAUAUAAGGUAUAAAGAAUAGUAUUUGUGUGCCCAUGAGCCAGCUUAAGAAAUAGAAGAUCACCUGCAUUUUAGAAACCCUCUUUGUGCUCUCUCCUCAAGUGAUGAUUAUUCUGAAUUUUGUAUUUGUCAUUCUCUUGCUUGUUACAGUUUUACAACAAUGUAUGUAUUAAAAAAUAAAAUGUUAAAUUUUGUAUGUUUUUGAA